Carassius carassius (crucian carp) is the source of this 2231-nucleotide messenger RNA. Its product is annotated as P2Y purinoceptor 3-like. The coding region runs from base 432 to 1412 and encodes 326 amino acids. Gene Ontology annotation, molecular function: G protein-coupled UTP receptor activity; G protein-coupled UDP receptor activity; G protein-coupled ADP receptor activity. NCBI's taxonomy places the organism in Eukaryota, Metazoa, Chordata, Actinopteri, Cypriniformes, Cyprinidae. Gene Ontology annotation, biological process: cellular response to pyrimidine ribonucleotide; phospholipase C-activating G protein-coupled receptor signaling pathway. The transcript has 3 exons. Gene Ontology annotation, cellular component: plasma membrane. The record is from RefSeq and is a predicted model, not a curated record.
AUACAGGCUAGGUGAUUGACUAAGCAACAAUCUAGCAACUGCAUCCCAGCAUCCUAGCAACCACAGAAAACACCAAAACAAUUGCAGAGCAACUCUCUGACAAUGCCUACAACACUUAGGUGACCAGUAAAAUGGUAACCAAUGCCCUGGCAACCACUCACGCCAUUUUAGAAACUGCAUAGCAACACUCUGGCAAAGAGCUCAUUUCUACUUAAGCGCGAUCAGAUGUGUGUUCCUGAACCUGUCUAGACAAAUCCAGCCUUUUGCUUUGUCUCUGAGAUAAGCGAUGAAGAGCUGAUGAGCUGGGUUGGGCUAGACUAAUGAUAAGGAAUCAGGAGAAUCAGGCACUUCAGCAACAGUUACUGAAGACAGACUAAUGCAAAACUACUGGAUUAAAAACAUUAACUAAGAAAUGUGAAGCAAUAUCUGAUAUGAUGGCGUCUCUUAACCAUUCCGCCUCAAGUCUGCCUUCCUGCACCUACAAGGAGGACUUCAAGCGCUUCCUCCUCCCCUCCGUCUACAGCCUGGUCUUCAUCCUUGGACUGCCGCUCAACUUCAUCAUCAUCCUGCGGAUAUGGGGCUCCCGACGCACUCUGACACGGACCAAAAUCUACAUGCUGAAUCUAGCCGUGGCAGACUUCCUGUACGUCUGUUCACUUCCGCUUCUCAUAUACAACUACGCCAGCAAAGACUACUGGCCAUUCGGUGACUUCACCUGCCGCUUGGUUCGCUUCCAGUUCUACAGCAACCUGCACGGAAGCAUCUUCUUCCUCACGUGCAUCAGCUUCCAGCGCUACAUGGGCAUCUGCCAUCCGCUGACGGUGUGGCCCAGACAAGGUGGAUGCAAGCUGGCGUGGUUGGUCUGCGCUGGCGUCUGGGUGGCUGUCGUGGUUCUUUGCGCUCCAACAUUCGAGUUCGCCGCCACCGGCAUCCAGCGCAACCGAACCGUGUGCUACGACCUCAGCGUUCCAGAGCGCUCCACAGCAUACUUCCCAUACGGCAUCACUUUGACCUGUCUGGGCUUCGUCGUGCCCUUUCUAGUGAUCGUGGUGCUGUACUGCAAAAUGGCUUGGGUUCUCUGGCAGGUCGGCGAAUUCAGAGAAGUUUCAGCCAUAGAGAAGAAGAAUAAAGCUGUGAAGAUGAUCAUCAUUGUGAUGCUGGUGUUCGCCAUCAGCUUCUUGCCCUUCCACGUGACAAAGACGCUCUACCUGCUGGUGAGGACCUUUCCCACGGCCCCCUGCGAACUGAGGAACCUGCUGUCUGUGGUCUACAAAUGCACCAGACCCUUCGCCAGCAUGAACAGCGUUCUGGACCCCAUUCUGUUCUACUUCACCCAGCCGCAGUACAGACGCAGCACCAGGAGUCUGCUGCUCAAGAUCACCUCGCUCAGAGACAAGACUAGCCAAAUCUGACUGUGGCACACCUGCUUUGGUCGAAAGUUUCUCAUAGUACAGUCAUAGACACUAAGCCACUACAGUCAUAACCAUUGAUUUUUAGGCUAAAGUUUACAAAUGAGUGCCUUCUGAAAGGGUCCCACCCUAGUGAAAGUUUUGUACCUUUAUUUCUGAGAAUGUAGUAAAAAAAAAAAAGAUUUCUGAGAAACGCUGUUGAUAGUUUAAAUCACUAAACAAACACUCCCCCAAUCAAAAGAAUCACACUUGUAUCUUGAUGGCUCCGCCCCCAAAUUCAUCAUCAUGCUGUGCUGCAUCAUCAGUGGAUACACCCCUUACUGGUGAUUGGCUACAAGUGUGUUUUGUCGCUUGAUCCCAUCAACUUUCCUCAGUGUUCCUAAGAAAUCACGUACUGCACCUUUAAGUGUUUAUUUCGACAUCUAUUUGUGUCUAUAAAUUUUAAUUACAGUUAAUAUCUCUAAAGGUUAUUUUCUCAAAAUGAUUUUUUUUUCAUAUAUACUGAACCAUAAAUCUCCACUUCAACAGUACAUCAAACUUUUGUUUUUACAGAAGGGUUUGUUCCAGGGUUAUUAUAGUUAACUAAAACAAAAACUGAAACCAUAAACAGUUUUGCUAGUUAAAAUAAAAUAAAUGCUAACUGAAAUAAAUGUUUUAUGUCAGCUAGUUGUGGAGGCAACAUUUAUCAUUUUCAUUUAGUUUAGCUUGAAGUACCAAAAUAACAAACUGAAUAAUAUAAUUAAAAAUAUUUACAAACAAUCAAUGAUGCUAAAAUAAAACCGGUUUAACUUUUUUUUCCUAAAAUCAUCGUAAACGUGUUUG